Eimeria mitis is the source of this 4422-nucleotide messenger RNA. Its product is annotated as DNA-repair endonuclease subunit, putative. Gene Ontology annotation, molecular function: damaged DNA binding; single-stranded DNA binding; single-stranded DNA endonuclease activity. Lineage: Eukaryota; Apicomplexa; Conoidasida; Eucoccidiorida; Eimeriidae. Gene Ontology annotation, biological process: nucleotide-excision repair involved in interstrand cross-link repair; resolution of meiotic recombination intermediates; double-strand break repair via homologous recombination. Gene Ontology annotation, cellular component: nucleotide-excision repair factor 1 complex. The record is from RefSeq and is a predicted model, not a curated record.
AUGAUUCGGCUGUCUUCGGGGGCUGUCUUAGAUUUUGUUGCUGCUGCUGCAGCAGCAGGCAAGCAGCAGCUGCUGUACAUACACCGGGCUGCUGCGUUGCUGCAGCAGGAGGAUAGCUUGCUGCUGCUGAGCAGGGGCCUGGAUGCAGAUGGCGUGCUGCUGCAGCUCUUAUCGCUGCUGCAGCAGCGGGAGAAAACCGACAGCAGCAGCACCGGCUCGCAGCAGCAGCAAGAGCAGCAGCAGCAGCAGCAGCAGGAUCAGGAGCAGCAAAACGGUGGCGGCGGCAUCUUUGGCUCCUUAUCUUCUCCUGAGCAACCCGACUCUGAGCAGCAGCAGCAGCAGCAGCAGCAGGAGCAGCAGCAGCAGCAGCAGCAGGAACGGAGGCGGCCUUUGUACAGUGCUGCGUGGCCUCGGUUAGUGCUUGUGCUGGGUCUUGCUGCAGCAGAGCAUGCAGCAGUUCGUCUGCUGCAGCGGCGGCAGCACCGACAGCAGCGUCGGCUGCUGCAGGUUGCUGCUGCUGCUGCGAAGGCGCGUAUGAAGAGCAGCAGCAAUGACGAAGCAGCAGCAGCAGCAGCAGCAGCAGAGGUAGCAGCAGCAACAGCCGCAUUGGAUGAUUUGGAGCGGCAGCAGCGUGCAGAGGAGCUGCGUCUUGCAUGCAGCAGCAGCAGCAGCAGCAGCAGUGGAGAAGCAGCAGCAGCAGCAACAACGUGGCAGCUGCGGCAGCAAAUGUAUGUUGGGGGCGGCUGUUUCUGCUGCCCUGCUGCUGUCGUUGCUUCGGACCUCCUCACCGGCCGCCUGCCCCCGGAAGUUGUCGACUGCAUCAUCUUCGCUCGCGCUGAGCGGGUCAGCAGCGGCUUUCAUGAAGCCUUCGUCUGCCGGGUGUAUAGACAGCGCAACAGGAUUGGGGGCCUGAAGGCGAUAAGCGAUAGACCCCACCACUUUGCUGCCAGCCGCAGCAGCAGCAGCUGCAGCAGCAGCAGCUGCAACCUCACCCAGACCCUCAAGCUGCUGCAGCUAAAGAAAGGACCUUCUCAGCCGCAGACAUGUGAAGUUUGUUUGCCCCCUUCUCCGCUGCAGCUGGAGAUGCAGCAGGCGUUGCUGCUGCUGCUGCAGCGGGGGCUGCAGCAGCUAAAGAAGUGCCGCCCGGGGCUGCUGCAGGACUGGGAGGUGUCUUCGCUCUUUCGGGGGCCAGCUCCUCCUCCCCCCCCAGACGAGCAGCAGCUGCAGCAGCAGCAGCAGCAGCAACAACAGCAGCAGCAGCAGCAGCAGCAGCAGCAGCAAAGGGCACCCGUCGGUGGCUCCCUAAGGAGAGCUUUGCAUUCUGUAUGGCAUCAGCUAGACCCCAAGACGAAGGCGCUUGUUGCUGACUUGGGUGAGCUUCGUCGUCUGGUGUUUUUGUUGUGGCGGCUGAAUUGCGUUUCUUUUUUAUCUUAUUUGGAGUCUCUCAUCAGCAGCAAAGUAAUCGAUGAGGCCUGGGGGCACACCACCGAGCUCCAGGUCAUCCUAAGAAGAGCCAAACAAAGAGUCUACACAACGAAGCGGGUCUGCGUCAGGGGCCCUGCUGCUGCUGGCAGCAGCCCAGCAGCAGAAGGCUUCUACACUGUUGGUGGCAGCGCAGCGAAGCAGCAGCGGACGGACGCAACAGGGGCAGCAGUAACGGCAGGAACUGCAGCAGCAGCAGCAGCAAAACGGGGAGACAGCAGCAGAUUACGAUCCAGACGAUCCGUCCUCAAGCUGCAAAACGGGGAGACAGCAGCAGAUUACGAUCCAGACGAUCCGUCCUCAAGCUGCAAUUACGAUCCAGACGAUCCGUCCUCAAGCUGCAUCUGCAUCGGCAGCAGCAGCAGCAACCAGCAGCAGCAGCAGGUUGAUGACGACGUGUAUCAGGCGCUGCUGCGAGAGCAGCACCGGCCUGCUGCUGCUGCUGCUGCUGCUGCUCCUGCUGCUGCUGCUGCUGCUGCUCCUGCUGCUGCUGCUGUUACUGCUGCAUCGGAAGCUCCUCAGCAGCAGCAGCAAAACGGGGAGACAGCAGCAGAUUACGAUCCAGACGAUCCGUCCUCAAGCUGCAUCAGCAGCAGCAGCAAAACGGGGAGACAGCAGCAGAUUACGAUCCAGACGAUCCGUCCUCAAGCUGCAUCUGCAUCGGCAGCAGCAGCAGCAACGACAGCGACAGCAGCAGCAACAGCAACAGCAGCGGCGGCUACAGCAGCCAGGACAGCGACAGCAGCAGCAGCAGCAUCAGCAUCCGCAGCAGCAACAGCAGCUGCAACAAAGAAGCAGCUAGCAGCACAGAUCAGGGGGGGCCUGAGGGGGGGCCCCUGGGGGCAGAGCAGCUACGUCCGCGGCCUUGCUGCUGGGGGUUGGCCUGCUGCUGCUGCUGGUGCUGCUGCUGGUGCUGCUGCUGUCUAUGGAGCAGCAGCAGAUGCAGCAGAUAAGCGCAGCAGCAGCGGGUUAAGCAGCAGCAGAAGAGCAGAGCAGCAGCUGCUGCAGCAGGCCCUGAGAAUCGAAGAGAUGAUGGGUGGGUCCCCCACUGGGCUGCAAGCUGCAGCAGCAACAGCUGCUGCUGCUGCUGCUGUUGCUGCUGCUGACCCAGAGGGGCCCAGUGACCGACAGCUAUGGAGAGCUCUGCGGUGGAGAACUAAAGGGCUGAGGGUGCGGCCUCUACCCCGCGUGGUGAGCGCUUCGGAUGGCAACGCUGCUGUCGCUGUCGUGCUGCAGCAGCACCAGCCGCAUGCAGUUGUGCUGCUGCCGCCGCUGCUGCCUUGUGUGCGUCUGCUGGAGGGGUAUUGUGCUUCUGUUUAUCAGCAGCAGCAGAUCAACCAGCUUCUUGCUGCUGCUGCUGCUGCUCCUCCUGCUGCUGCUGCUCCUGCUGCUGCCGCUGCCCCACCGGAUGCUGCAGACGGCCAAACCGCAGCAACAACUGCAGCAGGCCCCAGCGUAGUUGAAUCAGCAGCUGCAGCACAAGCAGCACAAACAGAAGCAGCAGGAGCAGCAGGAGCAGCAGCAGCAGCAACAGCAGCAGCAGCGAAGAAGCGUUGCGCUCGCGUGCUGAAGUUGCUGCAGCAGCAGCGGCUCGUGGGCCCGCUGCUUCGUGUGUAUCUUCUUGCUGCUGCUGACAGUUUGCUGCUGCAGCAGUACGUGCACUCUGUGCAGGAGGAAGCAGCAGCAUGGAAGCAGAUAGAGUUUUCAUCGCAGCACUUGCUGCUGGUUACUGAUGACCUGCUGCUGCUCGCCCCCCACAGGCUGAUGCGGGAGCAGCUGCUGCAGCAGCUGCAGCCGUGGGGCCCAGAGCGGCUGCGUGCUGCGCUGCAGGUUGCAGCGCAGCAGCACAGCAGCAGCAGCAGCAGCAGCAGCAAGACAGCAGCAGAAGUACAAGCAGCGAAAGCUUCUUUGUUGCUGCAGCUGCGUGCUGUGGGGCAAGAGCUGCUGCCGAUGGUUGUUGUCGAUGCGAGAGAGAUGCGCUGCUCUCUUCCUUAUGAGCUCUUCCGCUCUCAGGUGCAUGUACACCCCACCACCAUCACAGUGGGGGACUAUGUCCUCACCCGGGAUAUCUGCGUCGAGCGGAAGGCUAUUGGUGAUUUGGUGCAGUCCCUCAACUCAGGCCGUCUCUAUCAUCAGGCACGCCUACUAGUGCGUCACUAUCAGUCUCCUUGUUUGCUGCUGGACUUUGGAGGGUCACCAGUGGACCUUUCUGCUGCUGCUGCUGCUGCUUCACCCAACAGCAGCAGCAACAGCAACAACAGGCAUGGCAGGGACGUGCUGCACCCCAUCUGGGACAAGCUGCUGCUGUUGCUGCUGCACUUCCCGUCGUUACGGCUCCUCUGGGCCCCACAUCCAGCAUUUGCUGCCAGCGUUUUCGUCGCAAUGAAAGUGGGGAGGGAGCAACCAUCCCUCUUAAGGAUAGCGGAGAUAGACCGACUUGUCUUGGCAGGAGAAGGGCCUUCUUCUGAUACCCAGCAGCAGCAGCAGCAGCAGCAGCAGCAGCAACAGCAGCAGCAGCAGCAGCAACAGCAACAACAGCAGCAGCACCCCUCUAAUCCCGCCACGCCUCUAGCUAUAGAGGAUGCUCCUGCAAGUGCAGCAAAGCAAGAAGACAGCAGCAGCAGCAGCAGCAGCAGCAACAGCAGCAGCAGCAGCAGUAGCAGCAUACAAGGCGGCAAGAGCGAAGAAAAGGAGCAGAGCCCGAAGAAGCCUGCAGCAGCAGUUCGUGCUGCAGCAGCUGCUGCUGCUGCUGGAGGCCGUAUGCUGCCAGCAACAGCAGCAACAAAUGCAAUUGCUGUUGAUCUGCUGCGGCGUCUGCCGGGCAUAACUGCACUCAACAUUAACACUGUUGUCUCGCGACAGCAAGUCUUCCAGCAGCAGCAACCCAAACAGGCAGCAGCAGCAGCAGCAACAGCAACAACAGCAGCAGCACCCCUCUAA